GGAUCCCGAUUUUGCAUUGGGGGAAAGGGGUUUGGGGGGGGUUUGAUGCAGUCAAGCUCACGGGGCUUGAUCUGGGGGAGGGUGUUUUUUAUUUUGGCGAUAGGGCGGGUAGUGGGGAAGGGUGGGAAAGGGAGGCGACAAUGCUUGAUCUGUCAUCCACUGCGUGGAAUGACAUCAGGGAGAAAGGGAACGAGGAGGUGGUGCAAGAGCUGGAGGUAUGUAGGCUGGAAUUGGCGGGAAAGUCAAUAGGCGAUUGCGAUUUGGGAGUGGCGGGAACGUCUAUCGGGGAUGUAUGUAAGCCAGAAUACGCGGGAAAGUCAAUACAGGAGCUCGAGACUGAGAAGACGAAAUACGAGGGCAUUCUACGGCAAAAUCUCGCUCUGCCUGAUAACGGGAUUAAGAUCAGGCAAAAGCUUGAAGACAUACGGGCGGCACUGACCUUCAAAAAAAGUCGGAAGCCCCAGGCUGACAAGGUCGAUCUCGAUGCGGACCCCCUGCGAGGAAAGAACGGACGGGACCUCUCACCGCUGGAGAGCAUCCCCAGUGCCGUUCAAGCGGUGUCUACUGGCUGCUUUGAGGCAGUCAAGGCUGCCCAGCUACAGGCUGAAGAAGCGGCAACAGUAGAGAAGCUGCAGCUACAGGCUGAAGCAGACGCAGAUACCCAGGCUCGCCAUAAGGAAGCCCAGGAUCUGCUGCUGCGGCAUGAAGCCAACAGCAUCGACAGACUCAAGUUCUGGCACUUUGAACCGAACGGCGACGAACCAACACCGGAAGAGAAGCAUAAGGAGUUAGUGGCCAAGCUCGUGACCAGGCUGGUUUACACAUGUAACCACCUGCAGUCCGAGCUGGCAAACCUUCAGCGGGCUGUGCGGAACCAUAAGACUCAACAUGAGGAUGCCACACGGGCACUGGACGCCCGUGUACUGGACCUGGAACAGGCUGUACCAGGACCAGCUGCUGGGGCUUCCAGCAGUGCAUCCUCUAGCCGCCAACUGGAGGAACGCGUUGACCACGUAGUGGCAAUGCUAGGAGACAUAAGUGCCUUCACAGAGCCGGCCACCAUCAGCCAGCGGUUCGAGUUGCUGGACACUAAGAUCAGUCAGCAACAGCAGACCGACCACAGCCACAACAACAGCUCGACAAGGCCAUACAAGAUGCCGACAUUCCAGAUCGAGAAAUUUGAUGACUACACACAUCAAGACCCGGUCGUCUGGUGGCAAGGAUUUACAACGGAGUUGGGGAUCCACGAGGUCCCUGACCAUCUGUUCAUCAGUGCUCUGUUCAUCAACACCAAGGGAGGAUGUCAGAUCUGGCUCAGCCACAUGGCAACCAUCCACGGUGUCCAGGUUUCAGACCUACACAAGAAGGUCUCCUGGGCGGAUAUGACAGAGGAAUGGAAGAAGCGAUUCAUUGUGGAUGACGCGCCUGCGCUCGCCAUCAACCCCAUCUUCGCGAUGGCUCAAGGGAGCACACCGACACGUGACUGGCUCACGGAUUGGCAGAAGAUCGUGGCCACACCCGAUCUGGACCUGCCAUUUCCGCAUUUGCGCCGUGACUCUACAACAGGUCAUGCGCCGCUCCGAGCCUCGCACUUGGUGAUCGCGAGCAGUACCACACUUUCGCAGAGAUCAUCAACAAGGCGAGAGAGAUCAUCAAGACCAACAGGUCAGCUGCACACGAGAAAUCAACAUGGCAGCCGACCUAUGUGGAGAAGGCACGAACUGGUCCGCGACAGCAGCACUUCGCUGCAGUCCAAUAGGAUAGUGGAGAUAACCCAACAGCCACUCCAGCAUCAAGUGACGGAGAUCAGGUGGCUGCUGUCCAGCCGCGAAGCAACAACAAGUCCCGCACCAACGGGAAGGCGAAAUCCGCAUCGCAGGCCGGAAAUGGACAGCCAGUACAAGUUCCAUGGGUCAAGUUCGCUCGGGAAACUGAGCUCCGCGGAAGGUGAGGUGACUCCACCUUCCACUCCGCCGGAUUCGGCCGCCUUGCUAGCAGCCUCCUGCACAUCUGGGGAGGACGCGAAUGUCGCAAGUUCUCGUUACUCUUACGAGGACUAUGCUGUCUACUUGGUUCCACCGCUGGMCCAGCCGCUCCACGUGCAACAGUCCACCGCAUGCACGKUUUCAUCACCAUCGGCAACCGAUUCGGCACCUUCGCCGCAAUCUAUCGUCGGGGAUUCGACGUCAUGGUCAAGACUUGAUGAGCUCGACCCGUUGACGUUCACGGACUUCCAGUGGAUGCCCGUUCCCUCGACCGGACGAUUGCCGAAACCGCAUUGCAAUGUGCUCAUGGCACAACUACGGGACUACUUGCACACUGCAGUACCAGCUCCGUUGAUGGACGACGGAGUAGAGGUUGUCAACCUUCACGAGUACAUCGCGAAGAUUGACCGCGAGUUCAAGACGCAACGUUCCUUGAUCGAUUGCGGAGCAUCUCGCAACUACAUCAGCCAGGACUUCAUGGUGCGCGCCGGCCUUGGCCCACGUGUCCGGAGGAAGUCCCAGCCUACGCAAGUCACGUUGGCAGACGGUCAUACGCACAAGUCAAUCGACCGGUGCAUUGACGCCGUCCCCGUGUACUUUGCCCCUCACGCAAGUGAGGCGGUGUCCUUUGACAUUCUGGACACCAAAUUUGACAUGAUCUUGGGCAUGUCAUGGCUGCGAAGCGAGGAUCACCCGGUGAACUUCUUCAACCGCUCCGUUCACAUUCGUGAUCGGGACGGAGUACUAGUUCCAUGCACGGUGCCUCUUCCUCAUCCUUCUAUCAACUGCCACAUGGUAUCCGCCGCAAGCAUGCGAGCAUCCAUCAUCAGAGACGACAUCGAGGAGAUGGGGGUAUGUUUUCUCCACGCCCUCCCGCCCCGAGACGCUUCAUGGACGGACUCAUCUUCGGAUCCACGCAUCACCGAGCUGGACGCUUACAGCGACGUGAUCGAAGGCCCGCACGUAGUAGUACCGGAUCGGCCCAUCCGCCACGAGAUCAUCCUCGAGGACGGGGCCGUACCUCCGCGCGGCUGCAUCUAUCGAAUGAGCGAGGAAGAGUUAAGUGUGCUUCGGGCACAACUUGACGACCUUUUAGGGAAAGGUUGGAUUCGGCCUAGCUCAUCGCCAUACGGUGCUCCUGUUCUCUUCGUCCGGAAGAAGAACAAGGAUUUGCGGUUGUGCAUCGAUUAUCGCAAGCUCAACGCGCAAACGAUCAGGAACGCCGGCCCUCUCCCACGCAUCGACGAUCUUCUCGAGCGAUUGGGCGGCGCCCAGUUCUUCUCUAAGUUGGAUCUCAAGUUAGGGCACCACCAACUCGAGAUUCGCAAGGAGGAUCGCUACAAGACCGUGUUCAAGACUCGGUAUGGGCAUUUCGAAUGGCUGGUCAUGCCAUUUGGCCUUACGAAUGCCCCAACCACUUUCCAAGCAGCUAUGACGACGGAGUUCCGACACAUGCUGAAUCGUUUCGUACUUAUAUACCUCGACGACAUUCGGGUUUACAGCCGGAGUCUGGACGAGCAUGUGGAACACCUGGGCACCGUUUUGGAGCGGCUACGACAAGCCAAGUACAAAGCAAACGCGACAACAGAUGCACUCUCGCGAAGACCCGAUCUUUGCGCUAUGACACAUCAUGCCUUCGCAUUCGACGAGGAGCUUAAGCGACACUUCAUCCGGGCAUAUCAGUCUGAUCCGGACUUCGGCACGCUCUAUGCACAACUAUCUUCGGAUCACCCGCCGGCCAGCCAUUACCGCAUUGCCGACGUGUACUUGCUCCUCCACUCGAGAGGCAAGGACUUACUAUGUGUCCCACGCGACCGUCGUCUUCGGACUCGCCUCCUCGGCGAGUACCAUGAUUCACGACUCGCCGGCCAUUUCGGAGUCAACCGCACUAUUGCACGACUUCGACAGCGAUUUCGAUGGCCCGACCUCAUUACCGAUGUCACUCGGUAUUGCGACUCUUGCGAAGUUUGCCGGCGCAUCAAGCCCCCCAACCGCAAUCCCUACGGCGAGUUACACCCGAUGCCUAUCCCACGGGAACCCGGUCUCUCCAUUGCCAUGGACGUCACCGGUUCGUUUCCUCGUGACCGGCUCGGGCACGACGGCAUCCUCACGGUUGUGGACCGAUUGAGUAAGUACGCGCGUUUUCUCCCUUGCAAGUACUACUCCACGGCUCCCGAGCUGGCACGCCUCCUGCACACUGGUUGGCUUUGUGGCCACGGCGUACCAGAAGACAUUGUCAACGACCCCGACACUCGUUUCAUGUCGGCGUUUUGGAUUGCUCUCAUGCAGGAGUCCGGCACAACAAUGAAACCAAGUUCGGCUCGACAUCCUCAGACGGACGGGCAGACGGAGCGGGCACAUCAAACCGCCCAAAUGAUGCUUCGUACGCUCAUUCGGCCGGACCAGAAUGAUUGGGUUGACUGCCUCCCCGACAUCGAGUUCGCCUACAACAGUUGGGUGCACCCGGCGAUCGGCGUGACUCCAUUCGAGUUGCACCACGGUGGACGGAAAGGCCGCAUCUUCGCCGACCUUCUCCUCCCUCGACCAGCCGACAUUGACGCCGCUGGCUCCCCCGCUUCCGUUCGGAAGUACAGGGACUUGCUGACUCAAGCCCGCACAAAUAUGCAAAAGGCUCAAGUUCGCAUGCAGCAGCAAGCCAACAGGCGUCGCGUACCAUGUCCCAUCCGUGCCGGUGAUCUGGUUUGGGUCUCCGCGGAAGAGUUUGCACUGGAACAGGAUGUUUCACGCAAACUGCUUCCCAAGUGGUUUGGACCUUGGUCUGUGACAGCAGCCGCGGGCGAUGAGCCCGAUGGCCCUUCAUUUGUGAUCAACAUUCCAGAGCAUCUGACGGUCCAUCCGGUCUUCCACACCUCGAAGCUGGCAACAUACACGCCAGCCAAGAGCGACGAUUUUCCGGGCCGACGAUCGCAGGACCCUCCUUCUAUGGAUGGUAAUGAGGAAGUUGACCGCGUCAUCACCGAUCGCAAGUACGGCAGCAAGCCGCGGCAGUACAAAGUCACAUUCAAAGCAUGCGAUCGCGAUGACACUCGGUGGAUUUCAGGAGCAGAUUUGAAAGCAUCUGCACCGCUGAUCUACRCUCASUAYGARCGWCAAMGGUUAGCSAAGGGACCUCCACGACCUGCCCCUCCCACCCGGACUGUGGUCCCUCCCUCAGACAGACAGCUUCGCCCUSGCAGGAAUGCAGACAACAAGACCUCAACAAGCUAUCAGGUUGAUUCCCGCCUUCACUGCCCUGAUGCUGCAAAGAGGACUCCUGAGAGGAGGGCCAAUGGGGAGAGAAGGCGAGUGGAAGGUUUCUGCACACUGGCAAGGCAAGGAUUUUCUUCAGUCCGGCCAAACAGGAGCAUGUCAUCGGCAGCACCUGCAUUUUCAAGAAGGCAAUCAUGUUCACUUGGGACUUACGAGGGAGCUAGGCCUAACAAGAAACACCGGAUGGGAAACAGCAGCAAGACCUCCUUGGAGGAUGGGGAGUCAAGAUUGGUGACUACACGGUCAAGGACAGCAAGCUCAAGGAUGGGGUCAAAGUCAAUGGCUGGAGUCGAUUGUGUGGGUUCAGAGCUUGCACCUAUGGACCUGUCUUCGGAGGAUGAGCGCGAUGGAGAACUGCUGAGGAAGGAUGAGACGGAAAGAUUGCGUUGUUCGGAGACUUGGUCAUUACGGAGGUUUCAAGGGAUGAGGAUCUCGUAUCCAGGCCGGUCUGAUCCAGAUUCUGUGGAGAUCCGGCAUGAUGACUUGAAACGUCUUGGGCCUCAAGAGUUUUUGAAUGAUACCAUCAUUGACUUCUAUGUAAGGUAUAUGCAGAGGACUGAUCUGGUUGCUGACUUCGAAGACAAGGAUUUUGUGUUGAUUUCACCGGAAAGGCAGCGGGAAGGACAGCUUUCAUACCCCGCCUAAAACAAAAGUUGGAACGAGCC
This is a messenger RNA of Chara braunii, 5920 nucleotides long. NCBI's taxonomy places the organism in Eukaryota, Viridiplantae, Streptophyta, Charophyceae, Charales, Characeae. The record is from the annotation of a GenBank genome assembly.